UCGAAAGUAUAUUCAUUAAGCGAAACCACAAGAUUUUAAGGGUUUUUUAAAUUUAUUUUCCCCCCCAUAAUUUCUACAAAACGACCUCACACAGUCACUGCCCUUGUGCGCAUGAGCUAAGAACAAAGCAGUACAGAGUGAGUCCCUGGGCUCUACCAACACGAGCUUUGGGAUGCGCGGGACUGAGCGCCUCUAUCACGAUGGACACUGGAUAGGUUUUAUUCCGUCAUAUCAGUGCACUAAAUGUUCAUUAGAAAUGGCUUUGUUACAAAUCUAAAGAGGGAAACCUGCAGGCGCGAUUAUGGUUCAGAACUCUGGACAGCGCAUCCGAGUGUCUGAUACGACUGGAGUUAUUUUAUCUCUGCGUGUCUAACAGACGAAGAAUCAUGCAGUUGAUAUCUUAUUCACUACAAAAGAUGGGCAAAUACAUCGCAAGGGAACUUCUGAAGUGAGAAAUGGACUUUGUGGAAAUUCUGUUUGCUUUGUUCAUCGUUGUGAUCGUGAUUGUUUCUUUUUUGUCGAACUUACUGGUGUUGCUAUGUUUAAUUCACAGCAGCGAAAUACGGCGCCAGGUGCCAGGGGUAUUUACCAUGAACUUGUCGUUUUGCAACAUACUGAUUUCUGUGCUGAACAUGCCGUCCACUUUAGUUGGGAUUGUAAAUCACCAGCAGCCUUUUGGGGACCGCCUCUGUCGCAUGCUCAGCUUUCUGGAGACCUUUCUUACAGCCAACAGCAUGCUGAGCAUGGCAGCACUCAGUAUAGACCGGUGGAUCGCCGUGGUUUUCCCGUUGAGUUACUCAAGCAAAAUGCGCUAUCGGGACGCGCUGGCCAUGGUGUGUUAUUCGUGGCUCCACUCGUUCACAUUCUCCCUCAUUCCGCUGCUUUUCUCCUGGUUUGACUACAGUCCCAUUUACGCAUCCUGCACGUUGCAUUUGAGCAAGGAGAGCGCACGGAUUAAGUUUACUGCGUUCACCAUCGUCUUUCAUGCCACCAGCUUCAUGCUCUCGCUCGUGAUAUUGUGUGUUACAUACUUAAAGGUUUUAAAAGUUGCACGCUUUCACUGCAAGAGGAUUGAUAUUAUAACCAUGCAGACCCUCUUCUUACUGGUAGAUAUUCAUCCAAGUGUUAAACAGCGCUGUAUUGCUGAUCAAAAGAGGAGGAAACAGCGCGCAACUAAGAAGAUUAGCAUUUUCAUUGGCUCUUUUAUCAUCUGUUUCGCCCCUUAUGUCAUCACAAGGUUGACUGAGCUGCUUCCCUUUGUAGAUGUCAAUCGGUACUGGGGUAUUGUCAGCAAGUGUUUAACAUACAGCAAGGCAGCUUCAGAUCCCUUUGCCUACUCCCUCCUGCGGCAGCAGUACAAGAAGGUCUUGGUAACGGUGGCCAAUCGCCUGUUGAAGCGUGAUAUAUACCCUUCCUCAGGACACAGCAGCUCUAUGGACACAGAGAAUGACUACAGUCUUCAGAGAAUCAGUUAAAUUUUGCAAAAUCUGUUGCAAAAACUGGAAAUGCCCAAUGCCUUGAUUUGAAAGGUCUGUGAGAAUUCAAAGUGUUUGUGUAUGUCUGUGUGUACCUGGUAUUCACUGUGCUAUGGGGACCAAAUGUUUUCACCAGGAUAGUAAUACCAGUAAUUUUGACCUUGUGAGGACGUUUUGUCCCUAUGAGGAAGACAGCUAAUAAAUCAUACAGAAUUAUAUUUUUUGAAAGUGUAAAAAUGCAGAAAGUGGGAGGGGUAGGUUUAGUGUAACGAGAUAGAAAACACAGUUUGUACAGUAUAAAAACAUUACGCCUAUGAAAUGUCCCCAUAAAACAUGGA
Molecule: messenger RNA, 1813 nt
Organism: Onychostoma macrolepis
Lineage: Eukaryota; Metazoa; Chordata; Actinopteri; Cypriniformes; Cyprinidae
Gene: gpr78b
Product: G protein-coupled receptor 78b
Exons: 3
Coding region: 456-1475 (339 amino acids)
Biological process (GO): adenylate cyclase-activating G protein-coupled receptor signaling pathway
Cellular component (GO): membrane
Molecular function (GO): G protein-coupled receptor activity
Source: RefSeq, a predicted model, not a curated record